AUGGCCGCUCGUCGCUCACUCCUUCGCGCAGUCCCCGCAUUGUCUGCCAGACGAGCACCCCAGAUUACACACGCCUCCCUCAGAAUGUCACCAGCACAGCAGACGGCAACGCGCCGACUACAUGCUACCGGCAAACACCUGGCUGCCGCCGCUGCACAGGCAGACUACCCGACUACUCAUGCAAAGAUCGAACAGGUCGCCGACACGACCAACUUCAUCGACAACCAGUUUGUCCCUUCCCAGGCAUCGACCUGGAUCGAUCUCCAUGAUCCCGCGACCAAUAACCUCGUCACCCGCGUUCCUCAAAGCACUGAUGCAGAGUUGAAGGCGGCCGUUGAGUCCGCGCAAAAGGCCUUUCCCAAAUGGCGAGCCACUUCCAUAAUGACGAGACAACAGAUCAUUUUCCGCCUGACACAUUUGAUCCGGCAGAACAUGGACAGAUUAGCCGCUUCAAUUACUCUUGAGCAGGGCAAGACGUUUGCUGAUGCCAAAGGCGAUGUGCUCCGUGGUCUUCAAGUCUGUGAAACUGCCUGCGGAAUCACCACCCAGAUGCCCGGCGAGGUCAUCGAAGUUGCCAAAGAUAUGGAAACGCGAAGCUACCGUGAGCCUCUCGGUGUGGUUGCUGCGAUCUGCCCCUUCAACUUCCCCGCCAUGAUUCCUUUGUGGUCGGUUCCACUGGCAACAGUGACGGGAAACUGCUUGAUUCUCAAGCCCUCUGAACGCGACCCUGGUGCAACCAUGAUCAUCGCAGAGUUGUGCAAAGAGGCAGGCUUCCCCGAUGGUGUGGUCAACGUCGUUCAUGGUGCUGCCAAGACGGUGGACUUCAUCAUCGAUGAGCCUGCCAUCAAGGCCAUCUCUUUCGUCGGCUCCAACCGUGCAGGAGAGUACAUCUACACCCGGGGUUCGGCCAACGGCAAGCGUGUUCAGGCCAACUUGGGCGCAAAGAACCACGCUGCUGUCCUUCCGGAUUGCAACAAGAACCACGCUCUCAAUGCCAUCACUGGCGCCGCUUUCGGCGCCGCAGGUCAGCGAUGCAUGGCGCUCAGCACCCUUGUCAUGAUUGGCGAGACGAAGGACUGGGUUCCUGAGAUCGCAGAGCGUGCUAAGAAUUUGCACAUGAAUGGUGGAUUUGAGGAGGGCGCCGACCUUGGCCCACUGAUCAGUCCCCAGAGCAAGAAGCGCGUGGAGGACUUGAUUCAGAGUGCCGUCGAUGAGGGCGCAACUAUCGUGCUUGAUGGUCGUGGCCAGAAACCCGCAAACUAUCCCAAUGGAAAUUGGGUCGGCCCAACAAUCAUCGCCAAUGUCAAGCCCCAUAUGAAGUGCUAUCAAGAAGAGAUCUUCGGCCCAGUACUCGUGUGCCUGAACGUGGAUACAACCGAGGAAGCGCUUGAGCUUAUCAACUCCAAUCAAUACGGCAAUGGGGCCGCUGUUUUCACUCGAUCAGGAGCCACCGCAGCGUUGUUCCAGAAGGAGCUCGAGGCUGGACAGAUUGGUAUCAACGUCCCGAUCCCAGUGCCGUUGCCCAUGUUCAGCUUCACAGGUAACAAGAAGUCUGUCGCGGGUACCGGUAUGUCCAACUUCUACGGCAAGGAUGGUCUAAGAUUCUACACCCAAUGGAAGACAGUGACCAGCUUGUGGCGUGCCGAGGACGCGUUGGCCACAGAGAAGCAAGUCGCCAUGCCCACUCACUCAUAA
Molecule: messenger RNA, 1695 nt
Organism: Exophiala oligosperma
Lineage: Eukaryota; Fungi; Ascomycota; Eurotiomycetes; Chaetothyriales; Herpotrichiellaceae
Product: methylmalonate-semialdehyde dehydrogenase (acylating)
Exons: 2
Coding region: 1-1695 (564 amino acids)
Biological process (GO): thymine catabolic process; L-valine catabolic process
Cellular component (GO): mitochondrion
Molecular function (GO): methylmalonate-semialdehyde dehydrogenase (acylating, NAD+) activity; malonate-semialdehyde dehydrogenase (acetylating, [NAD(P)+]) activity
Source: RefSeq, a predicted model, not a curated record